UCCCGGCCAAAAUCAGUUCUUUCUUUGCAGUGAAUCUAUCAGUGUCUUGAUCCGCAUCCCGGGAUCAGGAUCUGUAACUAUCCGCGAGCGUGCGUGUGUAAUUUUCGAGUAAAGGCUUUCUGAAUAGAAGCAGUUUACCACACAAGGAAACCUCAAGGAAUUUCCCCUCAAACAUAUAGGAAACAGCAGCAAUAACCAUGUUUAGAUUUAUCCUGGUAUCAACGUUACUUGUAGCCGCGAGCGCUCAGUACAAUGGAUAUAACCGUGAUCCUAAGACCGUUGCUAUCGUGAGUGAGCAGCGCUACCUGUCCGGAGAUGGUCAGUUCGGUGCUGCUUACGAUCAAGAAGACGGAACCAAUUUCAAGGAGGAAACGGAUGCCGAUGGCAACCGCCGUGGAUCCUAUAGCUACGUUGAUCCAAAUGGACAAAGAAAGACCGUCUCCUACGUUGCUGGCAAGAAUGGAUUCCAAGCUUCGGGAGAUCAUUUGCCUGUAGCCCCACAAGCGCCACAAGCGCCAGCUCCUGCUGCUCCUCAGCAACCGUACCAACCACAGGCACAGUAUAAGCCACAGGCACAGUACCAACCACAGCCACAGUCGCAGCCACAGUAUCAGGCAAAUUUUGAUCACCAGGGCCGCAGCUUCGAUACCCAAGGCUACGAGGAUGGACAGUACGAUCCACGUUGGAACGACCCAUCUUUCAGCCAGCAGAACUCUCGCCCUGCUCCAGCUCCCGUUGUAACUCCUGCUCCAGCCCCAGUCCAUAACUACCACCAUCAGCCAGCUCAAGCUCCAGUUGCUCACAACUACAACCAUGUUCCAGCUGCCCCACAGCCACAGCCACAGCACCAGGAUUGGACCACCCCAGCUCCUCACCGAUUCCAGCCCCCAGGCAAGCUGCAGCUGAACAGAACUCCUGAUGGUUUUAGCUACACUUUCAACAAGGUCUAAGUCAUCCAUCCUGAGAGCAAGUCAAAGUGAGUGUGAUCGAGUAUGCGAGAGGAUGUGUGAAACUACAGAAUAUCUAAAGAAUCCCUUCUCCUUACUACUUGAGAUGAUCAAAAAAUCCCCACUCCCAUUCAGACCAGCACAUGUUCUGUACACUGUUUGUUUAUGUAGUCGAGUAAGAGUUACUGCCUGUUGUGAUAUAAAUACGUAGGAGAGACGUAAUGGAUAAAUAACAUCUACACUACUUUAGUUAGAUCUUAUUUAAUAAGCCUUCUAUAAAAAAAACAUUCCUCAAUUUUCCCCUAAAGCAAUUCAAUCAAUCGGAACAAUGCAAUUGUAAUGAAUCUGAAAACAAAUGAAAAAAAAAAAAACAAAACAAAA
Molecule: messenger RNA, 1328 nt
Organism: Ochlerotatus camptorhynchus
Lineage: Eukaryota; Metazoa; Arthropoda; Insecta; Diptera; Culicidae
Gene: Cpr100A
Product: Cuticular protein 100A
Exons: 3
Coding region: 198-950 (250 amino acids)
Cellular component (GO): chitin-based extracellular matrix
Molecular function (GO): structural constituent of chitin-based larval cuticle
Source: RefSeq, a predicted model, not a curated record